UGAGGCGAUUCAGGCGUCGCUAACGAGUGAAUGGUCAACGCGUUUCUCGCGCUGGCAGUUUUUCCCUCAUUUCCUUCUCUUGACUAAAAAAUGACUCCAAAGGGACUUUUACAUCUACUGUGCAAAUAUUUCCUUUGUAGCGAUUCCUUAACGGCGCCGGCCGUCAUUCCCGACUCCAGCGGGCGGUUUGAAAGCGCGAUUCGAAAACGGCUACUUCGCAUUCGACCGUGAGGGCAAAGCAUCAAAAGAUCCUCUUUGAAUUUGUUGCCAGUGACUUGAACAGUGAUGAAGUCACCAAUGACCAAAUAUCACAUCUUUUUGCCAAGUGGUUUGGGAUCACCACAAAAAUGGCCUUAAGUCCCGAUGGUGGCGGAGGAGUAGAAAAAUAAUCCGUCCCCCGACGAGGAAACGUGUCCGAGUCGGCAGCGAAGGGGCAGAAGCAAAGAUGGUGGGGUGACUCCGACCCGGACUCGUUCGUACCUUUUGGGGUCGCUUUGCGGUAAUGCAAAAGGCGGACGAAAGGAAGUCGCCGGACCAUCCGACCCUCGGUGAAGCGACUGGGCUCAAGGGCAGGACUCGGUUCUAAGAUUGUGGCAGAACCGCUCAAGGCGAUUCGAACUGGCGGGGGCCUGUUCGGAAUCAGAAUCAACCGCAUUCAGACCACCCGCGCGCACCUCGGAGGAUUCUCCGCUUGCGCUCGAUGUCGACGCUUUGCCGUCGACAAGUUUUUGCGAGGUUGAUGCGGAAAAGGUUGACUCUGCAGAAGUUCGGCCAUUUCAUCCCGGCCGUCUUUGGGCGAGAUGCGGGGCUCGCCCGGCCAAUCAAUCGCAGGCGUUCGCAUCCGCGCCUCAGCGUGCUCCUUUUGUCCCGGUGGGAAGAAAGCGCAGAACCCAGACAAAAGCCCGUCGGGACCGGGAAGAACAAGCCGGGUCCUCGGAACUGUGAGGCCGAUUUGCCAACCGGGUUCUGUAUUCACGUGAUUUUUUUUUUUUUCUUUUUUUUACUUGGGAGUUGGUCAAAAAUCUUCAUUUGGGCAUUUUUUUUUCCAUCUAUUGUAAAGUGAAGAUAAUUUCCUAUCCUUAAGUGAUAAUUGCUAUUUUUUUUUUUAAAGUGCCCAAAUUGACAGCAACUUUUUCCAGCUUGAAAGUGUUGCUGAAUCUUCUCUGGCGUGUGUAAAAAUGUCGAAAUCUUCUCAAGUCGUUGAAACUGAAGAUGUUGACGGAGUUCAUUUUCAAAGUGCCUUUGGGAUCAAUAAAGUUUUUUUUUGCCAAGCUUCGUACUUUGUUGAUGACUUCAUCUGCGACACGAAACAAGUCAUCCAAAAAAGGAAAAAAACUUGCUCGAACAUCCACGCGUGUUAGUUCGAGAGAGAGCGCCGAGGCCGAGGCCGAGGCCGAGGGGGGUGCGGUCUUGCGCUCGGCCCACGUGCGUCAGAGGCGGGUGUGGGCGGGGCCUCGCCCGGAACCCUCGGCCGGAGUCGGCGGCGGCGGCCGCAGCAGCGACUCGGGAUGGCCUGCUCGGUGGCACUCUGCUCAGCUCACAGUCCGGCCCUCACCAACGCCGUCAUCAUGAACACCAACGGGCCUCCGGACUUGCUGCUGGACCCGUCGCCUCCGUCUGCGUUCGUUUUCGUGGACCGCCGCCGUCAGACCGGGGUAACCGACGUCGGCCCCGCGGGGGCUCAGAGGUUCUGGUCGUUGCCGCGGAGACCGGCCGUCAACAUCUGUUUCAGGGACCUGGAGUACUCGGUCAGAGAAGGAUCGUGGUGGAGUAACGCCGGUGACAAGACUCUGCUCAGAGGGAUCUCUGGAAAGUUCACCAGCGGGGACCUGGUGGCCGUCAUGGGGCCCUCGGGGGCCGGGAAGUCCACCCUCAUGAACAUCCUGGCGGGCUACAGGGAGACGGGAACGAAGGGUGAGAUACUGAUCAACGGUCGUCCUCGAGACCUGCGAUCCUUCCGUAAAGUUUCCUGCUACAUCAUGCAGGACGACAUGUUGUUGCCUCACUUGACUGUGCAGGAAGCCAUGAUGGUGUCGGCCAACCUGAAGCUUCAGGAGAAGGAAGAAGCUCGCGAGGAGAAGGUGUGCGAGAUCCUGAUGGCUUUGGGUUUACUGGACUGCGUCUCGACCAGAACCUCUCACCUGUCGGGGGGCCAGAGGAAAAGAUUGGCCAUCGCUCUGGAGCUGGUCAAUAACCCGCCCGUCAUGUUCUUUGACGAACCCACCAGCGUGCGAAAGACAAGCCUCAGUUCCAUGUGGAAGUUGCCACAGCAACAGCCGACAGGACACGCGCUCCGCAGCGGUCUGGACAGCUCGUCGUGCUUCCGGGUGGUCUCGCUGCUGAAGCGUCUGGCCCGCGGCGGGCGGACCGUCGUCUGCACCAUCCACCAACCCAGCGCCAGACUCUUCGAGCUCUUCGACCGGCUGUACGUGCUGAGUCGGGGCCAGUGCAUCUAUCGGGGAAGCGUCUCGGCUCUGGUGCCUUACCUCGCAGACCUCGGACUCAGCUGCCCCACCUACCACAACCCCGCCGACUUCGUGAUGGAGGUGGCGUCCGGGGAGUACGGCGACCACACGGCGACGCUGGUCGGAGCGGCGUUGGAGGCGGCAGCGGACGGACACGAGGGCGUCUGCCUCGCCGGCGGCCAACUCCCGGAGGUCCGGAGGGAGCGGCCGUCCGAAGGGUUCUCGGCGAGCCGAUCGGUCCAGUUCUCCAUCUUGUUCCGGAGAACCGUCCUCGGCAUCCUCAGGGACUCGGUGCUGACCCACCUUCGGGUGUGGUCUCACGUGGGCAUCGGGCUCCUGAUCGGUCUGCUGUACUCGGGCAUCGGGAACGAGGCCAAGAAAGUCCUGAGCAACUCGGCCUUCCUGUUCUUCUCCAUCUUGUUCCUGAUGUUCGCCGCCCUCAUGCCCACCGUGCUCACCUUUCCUCUGGAGUUGGCCGUUUUCCUCAGGGAACAUCUCAACCACUGGUACAGCCUCAAAGCCUUCUACUUGGCCAAGACGACGGCUGACGUUCCCUUCCAGGUGGUCUUCCCGGCAUUGUACUGCAGCAUCGUGUACUGGAUGACUUCUCAGCCGCCGGAGGCCACUCGCUACUUCCUCUUCCUGUCACUGGGGGUCAUGACCUCCCUGGUGGCUCAGAGUCUGGGACUUCUGAUCGGGGCGGCCUCCGCUUCCUUGCAGGUGGCGACCUUCGUGGGCCCGGUGAUGGCCAUCCCGGUUCUCCUGUUUUCGGGCUUCUUUGUGAGCUUCGACACCAUUCCCUGGUACCUGCGCUGGAUGUCCUACGUCUCGUACGUCAGGUACGGUUUUGAGGGCGUGAUUCUGUCCAUCUACGGCCUGCGUCGAGAGGACCUCCAUUGCGACCCCGGGGAGACCUGUCACUUUCAGAAGUCCGAUGCCAUCCUGAAGGAGUUGGGCAUGACGGAGGCCAAGCUCUACCUGGACUUUGCAGUCCUCGCCGUCUUCUUCCUCGCACUGCGGCUACUCGCUUAUUUCGUCUUAAGGUACAAGAUCAGGGCAGAGAGGUAGGAGCAGACCACCGGGAGCGAAAGGUGGGAUCGCACCACCAGAAAACACCGCCAGGACCGGCACGGCGAUGGAGGGGGGACAAAAAAACAGACGACCGAGACCGACCACCGCGAAAGAGAUGGAGAACCGAACCACCAGAAACGAGCGAUAGAACCAGUUCACUGGGAAAGAGGACGGGGACCGGACCGGGAGAACUGAGAGGCAGGACAGAUAGGAAGAAUCAGACCACCGGGACUCAGAAAUUGAAUCAGACUGCCAGAAUAGAGAGGUAGAAGCAGACCAUCACGAAAGAGGGUUAGAACCAGUUCACCACAACUGACAGGUAGAAUAGGAAAGCUCACCAGGACUGAGAGAGGGAACCGAACCUUCGGGAGAGAAAGGUCAGACCAACUCAGACUGGGAGAUGGAACCAGACCACCUGGGGAAAGCGGGUAGCGCAAGACUGACCACAUGUACGUAGUCUCUCUAAGCCGGGCAGGGGUUAGCAUGUAGCUAUCGUUUGCUGAGCAGGACCGAACAGGCGCCAGAUUUUCAAAGUCCGUUCGUACGAGGAGUCGCUACGCUUUAGAGAAACAAACUUUUGGGCAAACGGCACCUCCGUAGAAAAAAAAGGUCUUUAGUAUCCAAGAACAGGAGCAGGUCUCUCGUUCCUACGGAGCCGGGGAUUGAGCGCCGGACAAAAAGGGAUUUCCCGUGGCCGCAAGAUCCGGCAAGUUCACAAAAUCAAUAAAUACUUUCUCCAACAACACAUUUGGCGCGUCUGUGGCAUUUCUAGGUGGGAGUGCGAGGCCACAGCAAAACAAACGUGUCCCAAAGAGUUCUUAUCUGUACC
Syngnathoides biaculeatus (alligator pipefish) is the source of this 4365-nucleotide messenger RNA. It is a transcript of the gene abcg1, whose product is annotated as ATP-binding cassette, sub-family G (WHITE), member 1. The record is from RefSeq and is a predicted model, not a curated record. Gene Ontology annotation, biological process: cholesterol homeostasis. Gene Ontology annotation, molecular function: ATP hydrolysis activity; ABC-type sterol transporter activity; ATP binding. Gene Ontology annotation, cellular component: plasma membrane. The coding region runs from base 1509 to 3533 and encodes 674 amino acids. The transcript is spliced from 15 exons. NCBI's taxonomy places the organism in Eukaryota, Metazoa, Chordata, Actinopteri, Syngnathiformes, Syngnathidae.